AAAAUGACAAGGAUUUUGACAGCUUGCAAAGUGGUGAAGACACUGAAGACUGGUUUUGGCUUUGCCAAUUUGACUGCGCAGCGACAAUGGAAAAUUUCCAGACCCAGUUUCAGGCUCCUUUCUGUCAAGGCACAGACAGCACACAUUGUCCUGGAAGAUGGAACAAAGAUGAAAGGUUACUCCUUUGGCCAUCCAUCCUCAGUUUCUGGCGAAGUGGUUUUUAAUACUGGCCUAGGAGGGUACCCUGAAGCCCUUACUGAUCCAGCCUACAAGGGACAGAUUCUCACGAUGGCCAACCCUAUUAUUGGGAAUGGUGGCGCCCCGAACACCACUGCCCUGGAUGAACUGGGACUUAGCAAAUACAUGGAAUCUGAUGGAAUCAAGGUGUCAGGUCUGCUGGUGCUGAAUUACAGUAAUGACUACAACCACUGGCUGGCUACCAAGAGUCUGGGGCAAUGGCUGCAGGAAGAGAAGGUUCCUGCAAUUUAUGGAGUUGAUACAAGAAUGCUUAGUAAAAUUAUUCGGGAUAAGGGUACCAUGCUUGAGAUUGAAUUUGAAGGUCAGUCUGUGGAUUUUGUGGAUCCAAAUAAGCAGAAUUUGAUUGCUGAGGUUUCAACUAAGGACGUCAAGGUGUAUGGCAAAGGAAACCCCACAAAAGUGGUGGCUGUAGACUGUGGGAUAAAAAACAAUGUCAUCCGCUUACUAGUGAAGCGAGGAGCUGAAGUACAUUUGGUUCCCUGGAAUCAUGAUUUUACCCAGAUGGAGUAUGAUGGACUUUUGAUUGCUGGAGGACCUGGAAACCCAGCUCUUGCACAACCACUGAUUCAGAAUGUCAAAAAGAUUUUGGAGAGUGAUCGCGAAGAGCCAUUGUUUGGAAUCAGCACGGGAAAUCUAAUAACAGGAUUAGCUGCUGGUGCCACAUCUUACAAGAUGUCCAUGGCCAACCGAGGACAGAAUCAGCCUGUUUUGAAUGUCACCAACAGACAGGCUUUCAUUACUGCUCAGAAUCAUGGAUAUGCUUUGGACAAUGCCCUCCCUCCUGGCUGGAAACCACUUUUUGUGAACAUCAACGAUCAAACAAAUGAGGGGAUUAUGCAUGAGAGCAAACCCUUCUUCGCUGUACAGUUCCAUCCAGAGGUCAGUCCAGGGCCAACAGACACUGAGUACCUAUUUGAUUCAUUUUUCUCACUGAUAAAGAAAGGAAAAGGAACCACCAUUACAUCAGUUCUGCCAAAGCCAGCACUGGUUGCCUCUCGAGUUGAGGUUUCCAAAGUCCUUAUCCUAGGGUCUGGAGGUCUGUCCAUUGGUCAGGCAGGUGAAUUUGAUUACUCAGGAUCUCAAGCUGUGAAAGCUAUGAAGGAAGAAAAUGUCAAAACUGUCCUGAUGAACCCAAACAUUGCAUCAGUCCAGACCAAUGAGGUGGGCUUGAAGCAAGCAGACACUGUCUACUUUCUUCCCAUUACCCCUCAGUUUGUCACAGAGGUCAUCAAGGCAGAACGGCCUGAUGGGUUAAUUCUAGGCAUGGGUGGCCAGACAGCACUGAACUGUGGAGUGGAAUUAUUCAAGAGAGGUGUGCUCAAGGAAUAUGGGGUGAAAGUCCUGGGAACUUCUGUUGAGUCCAUUAUGGCCACCGAGGACAGGCAGCUAUUCUCAGACAAACUCAAUGAGAUCAAUGAAAAGAUUGCUCCGAGUUUUGCAGUUGAAUCAAUUGAGGAUGCCCUGAAGGCGGCAGACAGCAUUGGCUACCCUGUGAUGAUCCGUUCAGCUUAUGCUCUGGGUGGAUUAGGCUCAGGCAUCUGUCCCAAUAGGGAGACCUUAAUAGACCUUGGCACAAAGGCCUUUGCUAUGACCAACCAGAUUCUGGUGGAGAGGUCAGUGACAGGUUGGAAAGAAAUAGAAUAUGAAGUUGUCCGAGAUGCUGAUGACAAUUGUGUUACUGUCUGCAACAUGGAAAAUGUUGAUGCCAUGGGUGUUCAUACAGGUGAUUCAGUUGUUGUGGCCCCUGCCCAGACACUCUCCAACGCAGAGUUUCAGUUGUUGAGACGCACUUCAAUCAAUGUUGUCCGCCACUUGGGCAUUGUGGGUGAAUGCAACAUUCAGUUUGCCCUUCAUCCUACCUCAAUGGAAUAUUGCAUCAUUGAAGUGAAUGCCAGACUCUCCCGCAGCUCUGCCUUGGCCUCAAAGGCCACUGGAUACCCAUUGGCAUUCAUUGCAGCAAAGAUUGCCCUAGGAAUUCCACUUCCAGAAAUCAAGAAUGUUGUAUCCGGGAAGACAUCAGCCUGCUUUGAACCUAGCCUGGACUACAUGGUAACCAAGAUUCCUCGCUGGGAUCUUGAUCGUUUUCAUGGAACAUCGAGCCGAAUUGGAAGCUCAAUGAAAAGUGUAGGAGAGGUCAUGGCUAUUGGUCGCACCUUUGAGGAGAGUUUCCAGAAGGCUUUACGGAUGUGCCACCCAUCUGUAGAUGGUUUCACUCCCCGACUCCCAAUGAACAAGGAAUGGCCAUCAAACCUGGAUCUCAGUAAAGAGCUAUCUGAUCCCUCCAGCACUCGCAUCUAUGCCAUUGCCAAGGCCUUGGAAGACAACAUGUCCCUUGAUGAGAUUGUGAAACUCACAUCCAUUGACAAAUGGUUUUUAUAUAAGAUGCGUGACAUUCUAAACAUGGAGAAGACAUUGCAAGGGCUCAACAGUGACUCCAUUACAGAAGAAACUCUGAGACAGGCAAAAGAAAUUGGGUUCUCAGACAAGCAGAUUUCAAAAUGCCUGGGACUGACGGAGGCCCAGACAAGGGAGCUGAGGUUAAAGAAAAACAUCCACCCUUGGGUUAAACAGAUCGAUACACUGGCUGCAGAAUACCCAUCAGUAACAAACUACCUGUAUGUUACCUACAAUGGUCGGGAACAUGAUAUCAAGUUUGAUGAACAUGGAAUGAUGGUGCUAGGCUGUGGACCAUAUCACAUUGGCAGCAGUGUGGAAUUUGAUUGGUGUGCGGUCUCCAGUAUCCGCACACUACGUCAACUUGGCAAGAAGACUGUGGUGGUGAAUUGCAACCCUGAGACUGUGAGCACUGACUUUGAUGAGUGUGACAAACUCUACUUUGAAGAGUUGUCAUUGGAGAGAAUCCUAGAUAUCUACCAUCAGGAGGCAUGUAGUGGCUGCAUCAUAUCAGUUGGGGGCCAGAUUCCAAACAAUCUGGCCGUCCCUCUAUACAAGAAUGGCGUCAAGAUCAUGGGCACGAGCCCUCUGCAGAUAGACAGGGCUGAGGAUCGCUCAAUUUUCUCAGCUGUCUUAGAUGAGCUGAAGGUGGCUCAGGCACCAUGGAAAGCUGUUAAUACUUUGAAUGAAGCGCUGGAAUUUGCAAAGUCUGUGGGCUACCCCUGUUUGUUGAGACCUUCCUAUGUUUUAAGUGGGUCUGCCAUGAAUGUGGUAUUCUCUGAGGAUGAGAUGAAAAGAUUCUUGGAGGAGGCCACUAGAGUCUCUCAGGAGCAUCCAGUGGUGUUGACAAAAUUUGUUGAGGGGGCCCGGGAAGUAGAAAUGGAUGCUGUCGGCAAAGAUGGAAGGGUCAUCUCCCAUGCUAUCUCUGAACAUGUUGAAGAUGCAGGCGUCCACUCAGGAGAUGCCACUCUGAUGCUGCCUACACAAACCAUCAGCCAAGGAGCCAUUGAAAAGGUGAAAGAGGCUACCCGAAAGAUUGCAAAGGCUUUUGCCAUCUCUGGCCCAUUCAAUGUCCAAUUUCUUGUCAAAGGAAAUGAUGUUUUGGUAAUUGAGUGCAACCUGAGAGCUUCUCGAUCCUUCCCUUUUGUUUCCAAGACCCUUGGAGUAGACUUCAUUGACGUGGCCACAAAGGUGAUGAUUGGAGAGAACAUUGACGAGGAACAUCUUCCAACAUUGGAACGUCCCAUAAUUCCUGUUGAUUAUGUUGCAAUUAAGGCUCCAAUGUUUUCCUGGCCCCGGCUGAGGGAUGCUGAUCCCAUUCUGAGAUGUGAGAUGGCCUCUACAGGAGAGGUGGCUUGCUUCGGUGAAGGUAUUCAUUCAGCCUUCCUAAAGGCCAUGCUUUCAACAGGAUUUAAGUUACCACAGAAGGGCAUCUUGAUUGGAAUACAGCAAUCAUUCCGUCCAAGAUUCCUUGGUGUUGCUGAGCAAUUACACAAUGAAGGCUUCAAGCUUUUUGCCACAGAAGCCACAUCAGAUUGGCUCAAUGCCAAUAAUGUCCCUGCUACCCCAGUGGCAUGGCCAUCUCAGGAAGGACAGAAUCCCAGCCUUUCUUCCAUCAGAAAAUUGAUAAGAGAUGGCAACAUUGACCUAGUGAUUAACCUCCCCAACAACAACACUAAAUUUGUCCAUGAUAAUUAUGUGAUUCGGAGGACAGCUGUUGACAGUGGAAUUGCUCUCCUCACCAAUUUUCAGGUGACCAAACUUUUUGCUGAAGCUGUGCAGAAAUCUCACAGUGUAGACUCCAAGAGUCUUUUCCACUACAGGCAGUACAGUGGUGGCAAAGCAGCAUAGAGAAGCAGACACCCCAGUCUCAUCUUCAGAUCAACCUGAGCCAUGUCUUAUCUGAAGAAACUGAUCCCCAGCUU
Molecule: messenger RNA, 4577 nt
Organism: Castor canadensis (American beaver)
Lineage: Eukaryota; Metazoa; Chordata; Mammalia; Rodentia; Castoridae
Gene: Cps1
Product: carbamoyl-phosphate synthase 1
Biological process (GO): 'de novo' pyrimidine nucleobase biosynthetic process; L-glutamine metabolic process
Cellular component (GO): cytoplasm
Molecular function (GO): ATP binding; metal ion binding; carbamoyl-phosphate synthase (glutamine-hydrolyzing) activity
Source: RefSeq, a predicted model, not a curated record